Molecule: messenger RNA, 1059 nt
Organism: Acytostelium subglobosum LB1
Lineage: Eukaryota; Evosea; Eumycetozoa; Acytosteliales; Acytosteliaceae
Exons: 3
Coding region: 1-1059 (352 amino acids)
Source: RefSeq, a predicted model, not a curated record
AUGUAUUACGGUGUUGUUAAUAUAUAUAGGAGUAGUAGUAGUAGCAUCAAUAGUAGUAGUAAUAGGAUGUUCGACCCAACACCAACAGAAUCACCAAGUCCAACACCUAUACCAGUUACAGGUGGAUUCCAUUUUAGUUAUAUAUUGGGUCACAAGAACCUCAUGCCCAAGACAAUCUUCCAUGCGAUCAUUGCCCUUGCAAUGUUAGUUAGAAGUAUAUUCUUCUUUGUACAGCCAUCAAUACCGAAUGACGCAUUGAUCGUUAUAAUAUGGUAUAAUAUAUCAACGAUAUUGUUGUUCUUGGCAUAUGGAUGUUUGUUGUUGUUCUGGAUAGAACUGUACACGCGAUUCUCAAAGCCAUAUAUGACAUCGAGAGACUUUUGGCGCAAGUGGAUGCCCUUCAUUGCUGGCUUCAACGCGCUGCUCGUCGCACUGACGGUCACGUGGAUCUUGGUGCUGGCGCUGUGGGCCAAAUCCAACAAGGACAGACUGAACAUCACCGAGCAGAUAUCGGAAGGUUUUGUCAGCGCGCUGUUCCUGCUGGCCGGCCUCGGCUUCUUCAUCUUUGGCUUCCUGCUGUUCUGGUCGUUCAAGCGAUUGGGCACGUUUGCAGGCGACACGAUGGGCCCCAAAACACCGAUGCUGAUGAGCCAGCAGUCGAGCGCGCCGCCCGAGGCCAUACGCGCGGCUGUUGUCGGAACGGUGUGCACGAUAUGCUUCUGCAUCCGCUCGUCGGUGAUGAUGUACUCGAUCCGCGAGGCUGCCGUCGAUCCGAGCGUUGCCACGACGGGCAACUUCCAGUUCACGUGGGGCUUCGAGCUGGUGUACUUCUUUGUCACGGAGAUCCUGCCCACGAUGAUGAUGCUCUUUAGAAUGCGCAAGAUGAAGCGUCGGAAGACCGUGGACAUCAACCGCUUCCCGUCCAACCAGGCGGCCAUCUUUGUACAUAGUUCCAACAACUCGCAAUCCUCCGAAUCAUCCAACCAUGACGACUCCUCACACUCCUCGCACGACUCUGAAUCACCUCUCGACCAGAGGGAACACUUCUCGACAAACUAA